AUUUUUGUUUUUCUCUCAUAUAGAUAUACCAGAAACACGUUUCUUAUAAAAUAAUAUCUUCAGCAGUACUGCACUAUCCACUAUCCAGUAGGAAAAUCUUAUCACUGCUAUUGGAGGAGCUUUUGCUUUCUCUGAAGAAGCUCUUACUACUUGGUUCUAGGGUUUUGUAGUUUAUGUAAUGGAUUCGUAUCCAAGCCCCAGAAUUGGAACCAACGAUUUGUUUCAUUAUGCCCUGUUCUUUCUCCUCAUUGCUUCUCAUGUUUCCGUUACUGUUUCAGCUCAGUUAAAGAGACCAGUGAAUGGGACCUUGGAGGUGGUGCUGGUGGAUGCUAAAGGAUUAGGUGAUACUGAACGUUUCUCUGGAGGGAUAGAUCCGUAUGCGGUGAUCAAAUACAAAAGCCACGAACGAAAUAGCACUGUUGCUAAAGGAGCAGGAAGCAAACCAGUGUGGAAUGAAAAGUUUUCUUUCAGGGUGCAAUAUCCAGAUAAUACUGGUGCCAAUGGGUACAAGCUCAUCCUCGAUAUAUGGGACAAAGAUAGUUUCACUGCUGACGAUUUCAUUGGUGAAACAGUGAUAUAUGUGGAUGAUCUGUUGGCCUUAGGAGUGGAAAAGGGAAAGGCUGAAAUGCACCCUACCAAGUACAGGGUCGUUGCCUCUGACAAAUCCUACAAUGGGGAGAUACGAGUUGCCCUAUCUUUCACCCCCAUAAGGUAAGUCAAGGUGGAGAUGAGGAGAAAGAACUUGGAGGAUGGAGACAUGGUUUGCACCCCCACCUCCAUGGUAAGGAUGAGGAGGAUUUGGACUACUCAGAUACUUCCGAUGUAUUGAACUAAAAGUUUGAACACCUCUUUCUACUUGAACCUUAGACCCUAAUUAUCUGAUUAAUCAAGAAACUCUUAAAUGCUUAUUGAGGGUUGCCUUAAAAUUAAGUUUUACUCUAUUUCUCUUUAUCACAAACUAAAUUUUUUAACAGCUCCGUUCAGUGUUUCUCCA
Messenger RNA from Papaver somniferum (opium poppy), 994 nucleotides. Its product is annotated as elicitor-responsive protein 1-like. The record is from RefSeq and is a predicted model, not a curated record. Bases 179 to 715 code for a protein of 178 amino acids. The transcript has 7 exons. Lineage: Eukaryota; Viridiplantae; Streptophyta; Magnoliopsida; Ranunculales; Papaveraceae.